AUGGCUUCUACCUCGACUUUUGUUAUUGCAAAAGAAAACAAGUUAAUCAACAAGGUCAAAAAGCUUAAUACGGAAAAACUUAUCGAAUUUUUGUCUGAAGAAAUACAGCUAGACGAGUGUGACUUGGAUAUUAUCCGCGAGAAAAAGGUCUCUGGUCGUGCCUUUAUUAAGUUGACUGAAGAUAAGCUUGAAGAAUGGGGAAUUGCAGAUGGAUCAGUUUUAGCAAUUGCGGAUUUCGUUGAGGAACUCAGAGGUGAAGAGUGUGAAUUUUCUAAGCAGAGAAAAGUUGAGGACAAAGAUAUAAUCACACCUUUGGCUACAAGAGUUAAGUAUAUUUUUCAUAUUUCUGGGCUUACAAUAUCCUACGCCUGUAUGGACCCACCCAUUUUAUGGACCCCUGCAGCCGAUGCUUGGAAAGAGGGCCUCGCACACCUGCUAGGACCCAUUACAGUUUCUGUAAUCCUCUUAAUGAACAUUCUAAGCGCGCUUACUUCUUAUUUUGAUGAAACAUAUGUUGAUAACUGGUCUCACAUUGAUUGUCUCGAGUAUUUAGCAAAAGUCUGUCCACAUCUAACGUCAGAAGACCGUAUUGAAAUUCUUGAAAGUUACAAGGCUAAAUUACGUUCAAUAAGUUCAAGUCAAUCAAUGCUCCAAAAAUCAAGAAUGAAAGCCUUCAAGCUUGUUGAAGCAGCAGAUCGCUCAUUUAAACGUAAUGAAGUUACUUUGUUUUUUGAAGAAUUAGACACAAAGGUUGACACGAAUGCCACAAAUAAUCUCGCGAAUGCAACAAAUAAUCUUGCGAAUGCAAAAGGAAAUUUGCUACAGUCGAAAUUGAAGGUCCAUGCAUAUAACAAUAUUAUCAAUCCCGAAUCUGGUGAAGAUCUAAUGACAAGUAGGAAAAGGAAACAUGAAGAGGAAGAAAAUGGUCUAAAAACACCGCCACUUAGAUCUCCUCUGAAUGAAGAUGCCCUUAGUACUCUGAAUAAGCGUCAGAUGUCUGAUGAGAAAGUUAUUCAAUAUCUGAAUUCCAUGGAGCAGUCAUUGAAGUACAAUCAAGUUACCGUUCAGACGCCUUCUUUGUGGACGGAAUCUCUAAAGUCUUAUAUCAACAAUGUUUUGGAGAAACCAGGAGAUGAGUUUAAGAUGGAGAUUAUGCGAAAAAUCGAGGGUGAUGAAGGCAACAAAUUUCGCCUUUACUGCGAGAAAAUUUUAAUGGACUUCUAUAAUCUAGUAGAUGUAUUUCCAAAUCUAUCGAGAAAAAUAGGCGAAAGAAAAUAUAUCAUACAAAAUAUUUCUUCGCUAUUUAAAUUUUAUGAAUCCACGUUUGGAGAUUUUCAUUUCGACUGGAUCGAGACACAUUGGCCAGCAUCAAAAUUAACAAAAUCACGUACUUACUCUGGCAUUGUCAAAGUAGAUGCAAGAGGCGUUCGAGUCUUUGAUGAUAAAGAGAUUUUCCACAUAAAAGCAUCGGAUCUGCCGUCGUUGUCGUCAUCACAACAUCGGCAUGCUGUCAACGAUGCAACAAAAUCUAUACAUACUGACAUCUUGAACCUUAUUGCAAUCCUACUUGACCACCUUCGAGUUCCCGUAGAAAAUGCAACUGAAAUUAAAGUUUUUAGUUUGCAAGCGAUUGAAUACCGUGUAUCAUUAUAUUCUCUCAAUAUGUUAAAAGAUGGGACUUUUUUGACUUCUGAAUUAUAUUCUACCUUGUUACCAUUUUCACUUGAUGCCAUAUCAAAGUAUAAGGGAAUCCUUUAUAUGAUGGCAAUUUUUCAUGAAGAAGUCACGAAGCAAAUGUCAAUUAUGAAAAAAAUUGACUUAAUCGAUCAUAAUGAAGAAAGUACAGUUCGGGAUGUGUUAAAAAUCCCAAAAGCUUUGAAAGAUCUUCUACUUGA
Paraglomus brasilianum is the source of this 1895-nucleotide messenger RNA. The record is from the annotation of a GenBank genome assembly. NCBI's taxonomy places the organism in Eukaryota, Fungi, Glomeromycota, Glomeromycetes, Paraglomerales, Paraglomeraceae.